AAAAAAAGUGUUAUAGUUGAAUAGGGUAAUGAUGCAUUUUCUCUAGUAUAAAUUUUCAAAUUUAUAACCAAUGUAGUAGAUUUUCUUUGUGGGCCCUUCCUACUUGUAUGGAUAUAAAAAGAGGAAGCCUCAACAACUUCUCCCCAUAAUGGACUAUUACUAAAACAAGGUAGUCCACCUACUUCUUUUCAAAUCUUUCUUGAAAAAAAAAACAAAGAGAGAACACAAUGAAUUCUUCUUCUUCUAAUUUUCUCUACAAUCUCAAUUUCAACACCUCUUCCCUCCCAUUCAACAUAAAUGAUUCGGACGAGAUGUUGCCUUAUGGCCUUCUCGCACAAGCUGACUCAGACACUACCACCUUAGUAACAAAUAGUACUCCCAUGGCCGAGCCAACACCUUCAUCAAAGGAAAAGAAUUAUAGAGGUGUUAGGCGUAGGCCAUGGGGCAAAUUCGCGGCGGAGAUAAGGGAUUCAACUAGAAAUGGAAUUAGGGUAUGGCUAGGGACAUUUGAUAGUGCUGAAGAUGCUGCUUUGGCAUAUGAUCAAGCUGCUUUUUCAAUGAGGGGUACAAGUGCAAUCUUGAAUUUUUCAGUUGAAAGAGUUGUUGAAUCUCUACAUGAAAUGAAAUUUCAUGCUGAAGAAGGUUGUUCACCUAUUGUGUCUCUUAAGAAGAGACAUUCUACGAGGAAGAGGAAAUUGAACAAGAAAAAUAAAAUAAGUAGGGAAGUUGUAAAAGAUGAGAGUAAUUCUAAUGUUAAUAUAGUAGUGUUUGAAGAUUUGGGUGUUGAUUAUUUGGAACAACUUUUGAGUUCAAGUGAUCAUAGUAAUACUAGUAAGCAUAUAUAAACCACAUGUCGGCAAUGACGUGACUUUUUCUUCUUCUUUUUUUCCGUAGUUUUUUUUCUCGAGGGGUUCGAUAUUCAUAUUGACAUCCGAUUAAAUCUGAAUACAAUCCAAAAAGUUCCAUAUUAGGGGUAAAACACUCUGA
Solanum tuberosum (potato) is the source of this 987-nucleotide messenger RNA. RefSeq names its product ethylene-responsive transcription factor 1B-like. The coding region runs from base 228 to 845 and encodes 205 amino acids. Lineage: Eukaryota; Viridiplantae; Streptophyta; Magnoliopsida; Solanales; Solanaceae. The transcript has a single exon. Gene Ontology annotation, molecular function: DNA binding; DNA-binding transcription factor activity. The record is from RefSeq and is a predicted model, not a curated record. Gene Ontology annotation, biological process: ethylene-activated signaling pathway; regulation of DNA-templated transcription.